Messenger RNA from Aspergillus ruber CBS 135680, 2310 nucleotides. RefSeq names its product GMC family oxidoreductase. Gene Ontology annotation, molecular function: oxidoreductase activity, acting on CH-OH group of donors; flavin adenine dinucleotide binding. Bases 296 to 2035 code for a protein of 579 amino acids. Lineage: Eukaryota; Fungi; Ascomycota; Eurotiomycetes; Eurotiales; Aspergillaceae. The transcript has a single exon. The record is from RefSeq and is a predicted model, not a curated record.
UCUCUAUCCAGUCCAGAAGCUCCACCGGUUUAUCCAGCUGAGUAGGUCUCCAAUCGAAUCCAGCUGUUCUAGAUGCUCCUCAUUAUGCCACUCCACCCGUCAGAAUAGAUGUAACGGACGUCAUAUAACCCCUCAUGAGGAGGGGUUAAAGAAAGAAAACCAGCAACUGCAAUGCGGCAUGUCCUUGUAUCAGGCUUCAGGGAAAAGCUAUAAAGCACUGCUUCCUUCUUUACUCGGUCCUCAUCACCACUAUCCAGAUUGUCCAAGCUUCUUCAGCUCAAUUAUAUCUCCCAUCAUGGUUAAGAAUGGCUCUUACUUCGAUUUCGUGGUUGUCGGUGGCGGCACGGCAGGUAACACCGUCGCCGGCCGUCUAGCAGAAAACCCCAAUGUUACCGUCCUUAUUGUCGAAGCGGGCGUUGGAAAUCCUCUAGAAGUCGAGGAGAUCACUACGCCUUCUUCGGCCAUGGACCUGCGAAACAGCAAGCAUGACUGGGCGUAUAAGAGUACGAUGGUCAAGCGCGACGACUACGAACGAAUCGAAAAGCCCAAUACCCGUGGUAAAACGCUCGGUGGUAGUUCAUCCCUGAACUAUUUUACCUGGGUCCCCGGCUGCAAGCCAACCUUUGAUAUGUGGGAGGAAUAUGGCGGCGAAGAAUGGACAUGGGAUCCCCUUGUCCCCUACCUCCGGAAGAGCGCAACCUACCAUGACGACCGUGGUCUUUAUGAGGCCAACUUGUCCAAGAUCGGAGCAGGUGGCCCUAUCCACAUCUCUCAUGCUGAGCUUCUUGACGAGAUGGGGCCCUUUCGUGACGCUGUCACUAAGGCGUGGACGUCCCGCGGCCAUAAUCUUACCGAAAACAUCUACGAUGGUGAAAUGAUUGGACUCACUCACUGCUGUGACAGUAUUUACAAGGGCGUGCGUUCUGGAAGUUUCCUCUUCGUGCAGGACAAGCCCAACAUUACCAUCCUUCCUCAGGUUCACUCGAAGCAGUUGAUUAUCAACGAGGCAGACCGCGUCUGCAAGGGUGUGACUGUCAUCGACCCCUCUGGUAACGAACUCAAAUUCUACGCCAGCCGUGAGGUCAUCCUAUCCCAGGGUGUCUUUGAGACUCCGAAGUUGCUCAUGUUGAGUGGCGUUGGUCCCUCUCGCGAGCUGACAAACCAUGGCAUUAACACGGUUGUUGACUCGCGCCACGUUGGCCAACACCUUCUUGACCACCCGGGUGUGCCCUUUGUGCUUCGCGUCAAAGACGGCUACGGCAUGGACGACCACCUGCUACGCAAAGGCCCUCAGAAUGAUGCGACCAUUAAGGCCUACAAUAAAAACCACACGGGACCCGCCGCCUCUGGACUCCUGGAGCUAGUUGGUUUCCCGCGAAUUGACGACUAUCUCGAGAAAGACAAGGAGUACCGCAAGGCCAAGGCUGCCAACGGCGGCAAGGACCCAUUCUCGCCAUACGGACAGCCCCAUUUCGAACUUGACUUUGUUUGCAUGUUCGGCAGUGCCUUUCAGUGGCACUAUCCGGUCCCCAAACAGGGCAACUACCUUACUGUCGUCGUCGACCUGGUCCGUCCAAUCUCCGAGCCUGGAGAGGUGACUUUAAACAGUGCCGAUCCCUUGGUCCAGCCAAACAUCAACCUCAACUUCUUCGCCAACGACCUCGACAUCAUCGCCAUGCGGGAAGGAAUUCGAUUCAGCUACGACGUCCUCACCAAAGGUGAUGGCUUCAAGGACCUAGUCGUCGACGAAUACCCAUGGGAAAUGCCGCUCGACUCGGACGAGGAAAUGAAGCGGGCAGUUUUGGACCGGUGCCAGACUGCAUUCCACCCUUGCGGUACUGCUCGGCUGUCGAAGAGCAUCGAGCAGGGUGUUGUUGAUCCCAAACUGAAGGUUCACGGCAUCAAGAACCUUCGCGUUGCGGACGCCUCUGUUGUCCCCGUGAUUCCGGAUUGCCGGAUCCAGAACUCGAUCUACAUGAUUGGUGAGAAAUGUGCGGACCUGCUCAAGGCAGACCACAGGGAUCUUUUCGAAUAAUUGUUUAGUGACCGUGUACGGGGUAUAAUGAACAUAAAAUCUACUUCUUGUCUUUUACUCCUACGGUUGCCACCAACAUUCAUUCAUAGUACCAAGAUUCAAAAAAGCUUGACUUGUAGAUCUUGACCCACCCUGAUCGGUGGCUCGAUUAGGAAAUUGUACUUGGCCAAUCACGUUUACUUCGUCUAGAUGGGAUGGGACAGCCAUGGGCUCUGUUUGAUAGUGAUGUCAGCCUGCGGGGAAAUUUUAUGUAUGGCCUUGAAGCAUAACGAAGG